GUUGGGAAAGGUAGGUCGACAUCUAGGACAGGGUUUGUUUUAACUUAAUCCACGUCCAUCAAAUUAAUAAACGACAAUGGAGAAAUUUCAGAGUUUAUCAGACUUUAUAAAUAAAGACAACAAUUGGUUGAUCCUAGGUGGUACCGGAACUAUUCUAAUUGGUGGAAUAACUGCUUAUAAACUUUUAACAAAACGAAAAAAGAAAAGUUGGCCCAAAGAUACAGUUGUAUUACAUUCACUUGACAAAGGCAUCUGGGAUAUGAGUUUAACACCAUUUGCUGUUAAACUAGAAACAUAUUUCCGAUUGGCUGAUAUUCCUUACAUUAACAACCCAACCAAUCAGCAAUCAUCUAAGAAGAAAAUACCAUGGAUUGAGUAUAAUGGCGAAACUGUGGCUGAUUCUGCUUUUAUUAUAGAAUAUUUAAAUAAAAAGUUAGCUUUAGAUCUCAAUAAUAUGCAUUUAACACAAACAGAAAGGGCUAUAGGUCGUGCCUUCUCUAAAAUGGUGGAAGACAAUACUUAUUGGACGAUGGUGAUGUCAAGGUGGUACCAUGAUAUCUAUAAAGUUGAUCCACCGGGUCUUGGUUUGUUAGGCAGCUGGCUUCUGCCAUUUGCUGCUCGAAUGAUAUAUAAACAGGGAUGGCAACAAGGUAUGGGUAGACACAGUCGUGAUGAAGUACUACAUAUCAUGGAGGAAGAUUUAAAGGCGGUUUCUCUGUUUUUAGAUAAAAAGAAGUAUUUGUUUGGAGAGAAACCAUGUGAAGUUGAUUGUGCUGUAUUUGGUCAAUUAUCACAGUUUUGUUGGCAUAUGCCUGGUUUAUACGGCGAGACAUUAAUACAUGAGAAAUACCCCAAUCUAAAAGAUUAUUGCUAUCGAAUGAAGAAAGCGUUCUGGCCAGAACUGGGAACAAGUGCAAGAAGCAAACAGGAGAAAAAAUCAACAUGAACUGAACAUUUUGUACAGUUAUCUAACAUAGCGCUUUUCAGAUUAUUAUUUUAGUUCUUCAAUAAUAUUAUACUGCACGUACAUUAGUUAAUUCGAAAAUUUUUUGCACAUAUUAUCUCAAUCUACGGAUGUGACCUUUUUGAGAAGGAAUACGAAAACUACAAAGUUUAUCGAGAUUUUCCGGCGUUGUUUCCCAUUGUCGCCAAUGUCGGUGGUGCAGGACGGAGAGUAACCUAGACCUGAUGGCGUUGGGCAACCGCUUCCGGUUUCUGAGUUAUACUACUUUUAACCCGUUUAGCGGGGGGGGGGGGGGGUCAUGCGCUAGUAAAUGAUAACGUGCAAGGUUAACCUGAAGUAAAAGCCACUGAACAUCCUAUAACAAAUAUCAUCAUAUUGAUCGCCAUUUCCUGCAGAAUAAUUUAUUAUUGUUAAGGGGGUGAUUAUAUUUUAUUAUAUUACCUAAUAUUGUAUACUCCUAAAUACAUUAAGACAGGAGAUAAACCGGGGAGAGAUGGUGACAAUCAGACCCACAGCAAAUGGAACAAAGGGAGUUUCUCGAUGAUAAUUGUUUGAAAAUAAAAAGAUGCGUUCUUCAAUUCACAGAAAAGUGGACACGGUCAAAUCUCUGAUAGAAAUUGGGUCAUUUUCGACCAUUUUUUUGCAUUGAAAUGAUAAGGCACACGCCGUAAAUUACAGAUAAUGGAAUCGGAUUCAAUUUCGGAAAGACACGAGGGGUUUCACGAUGAUAAUUGUUUGAAAUUGAGAAGACGCGGUCUUCAAUUCAUAAAAAAGUGAAUACGGCCCCCCAAUCUUUGAUAUCAAUGGGGUUGUUCUCUGAUUUCGUAAAGACAGGGAGAGUUUAGCAAUGCUUUUCGCUUAAAAAUGAGAAGAACCGUUCUUCAAUAAACAGAAAAUUGAAUACGGUUAAAUCUCUGAUAAACAAAAGGGGUACAUGUAAUUUUGAACCAAUUUUUCACCUUGAAAUGACAAGGCGCACGCCGUAGUUUCGUAAUUUACUGAAACUGGAAUCGUGACUAGAGGAGUUUCUCAAUGAUGUUUGCUUGAAAAUGAGAAGACGCUUUGUCAAAUUAACAGGAAAUUGAAUACGGUCCAAUCUCUAAUACGGUCCAAUCUCUGAUAGAAAUAGGUUCAUUUUCUAACAUUAUUUACAUUGAAAUGAAAAUAAUUUACCGAAACUGGAAAUAACAAAUUUUUCCCGCUUCAGCGAAAAUCUAAGUGCAGUUAUGCAAAAUAUGUUUUUUAUGUGCUUUUUUUCUAAGAAAUCUAAAACGUAUAUUCCCUAAUCCACAGCAAAUGGAACCGGGUGCAAUUUCGAAAAGACAAUUAAGGAAGUUCUCGAGAUCAUAAUUGUUUGAAAAUGGGAAGACACGUUGUUCAAUUCACGGAAAAGCGAAUACGGUCAAAUCUCUGAUAGAAAUUGGGUCGCUUUCGACCAUAUUUUUGCAUUGAAAUGAUAAGGCACCCGCCGUAAUUUACAGAUAAUAGAAUAAAAUUCAAUUUCGGAGAGACACGAGGGGUUUCACGAUGAUAUGAAUGGAGCCGUUCUCUGAAUUCGGAAAGACUUGGGGAGUUAAUCAAGGCUUUUUACUUAAAAAUGAGAAUACGCUUUCUUUAAUAAAUAGAAAAUUGAAUACAGUCAAAGUCAAAUCUCUGAAAGCAACUUUUUGCAUUGAAAUGAUAAAGCGAGCGCCGUGAUUUCCUAAUUUACAGAAACUGGAAUCGUGUCCAAUUUUGAAAAGACACUGGGAAUUUCUCAAUGCUUUUUGCUUUCUGCUUAUUACAAGUCUUUCUUUAGGCCUGAAAUGUUAUCUAAAUUAUCAAUUAGACAUUAAUUAACUUAUCCAGACCAUAAUGAACUCUCGAUGUCAAGGCUAGCCUUCGAUGUUGGCUGGAUUAGAUUCCUAUAUGCCGCUAACGGCUAUUGAUAAUUAAAUCAAUAAAAGUGGAUAAUCGAGACUAUGCUGUUUAUAUUAAUGAUUUUAGUAAUGAUGACCGAGACUAUGCAAAAAUUUCACCCGCUUCUUUCUCGGCUCAUAGUGGAUCCAUUUGACUGAAAUUUUCAGCAAAUUACCUUUACACUAUCUAGUUUUUAACUAUUAUAGCGAGAACUGCCAUCUCUUUAUCUUAUCUCCCAUAAUGUAUCUUUAACUGAAACGUGAAUAGAAAAGGGGUCGUUCUCCCAUUCCGGACAAAAAUGGGUGAAAUUUGCUCGAAUUUUAAAUACCAUUUGAAUCUUUGAUUGGAAAUAGGAUGACGCCUUCUCCAAAUCCAAAAGUUUGAAUGAUGUUCAGUAACAGGUUGCCCACACAUUGGCGUGCACGUAAAAGAACCCUUGACAGUUGGAAUUCAAUAUAUGUGUAGGCCGUAGUGCCACUAUCCUGGCAAAAUGUCCCUAGCACACUGCAUGGCGUAUGCCCGCCUUCAUUAGCCCAACCAGAGCUGAACAGUAGGAGGUUAAACCCCAUUUCAUUUAUCCUUGCCUAUACGACCCGCUUAGGGUGGCCAUUAUACUACUAUACACGAUAAGCACCAUCAGUUAAGAGGCACAAAGUAAUCCCAGCAUCACAGAAUAAAUAUCAGGAUUUGGAAAAAUAUAAACUAUCAAGAGAUGUGAUAUUUAAUUAAGCCCCAAAACCACGCGACCGAUCUAAUAACCUAUAAAGUGGAUGGGCAUUAUAAAAUAUCAACAUUGUAUAGUUUAUUAAAGAUGCAUUAUGCAAGAGCUAGAUCUGGCUCUUGUUAAAUGUAAUAUAAAUUAUAAUCCAACUCUCUAGGACAUCGGGUGGCUUAGAUGUUAAAUGGAUGAGAGGAUGUCUGUCAUAUCUUUGUUAAACGUUUAAAUGGAAAUUAUAAAUUACAUUUAUUACAUCAAAAUGGUACUUGACAGUCAAUUCAUAUUUGCGCUAUUUCUUGUCAAAGCUUCAAACAUUCAUAACUUCACUCAGAAUAAAGUAAUUGUAGUGACAUUUUCAAUAUAUUCAUUAUAAAUUAUCUAUUUUAAAACGCUAAUAGCUAGAGUGGACUGCUCUUUAUCUAAAUCUUACAUAUUGCAUCUUUAAUCUUAAUUAGUUAUAAGAUUAAUUAUCAAAUAUUAAUAUUUUAUAAGGGAUUAUCCUGAUAUAAUAUUUAGUUGUAUAAACCAUACGCCCUUGGGAGAAAUGAUAUUUGAUCUGUCUUUCGUUCGUUCGUGGGGGUUAACAUCCGCUGCCAUCGAGGGUGAUAUCGCAGAUAAAUCAAUUUUUCCUAUGAAACUUGCCAGUACAGCAACUCUAGUUCCACGUUGGGUUAUAUCUUGGUAUCAUGGAUGGAUUCAUGGAUUAGUAAGGUAUUAGUAUAUACAUAUGUAUCUCAGAUUGGUCACCAUUAACUAAGUAAUGUUUAUGUCCCAUCAUAUUUUAUGUAUAUUUAUUCUUGUAUUUCUUGUACAUACAUACAAAUACUAUUACUAUUACUAUCUGAUAUUUAAAUUUUGGAAAUAUUAUUACUCAUUCCAUCUUGGCGAUAUCAUUUAGUUGGAAGCGUGCGUUAAAUUUCACAUUACAAUUGUUACAAUCUCCUAGUAUUGAUUGUAGUUGACAGAUUCACGAUCCACCCAAUAGCCUUAUCAGAAACAUCUAGACAAAAAGCCAUUUAAUAAUACAAAUGAUAUAUAAAUGAUAUUGGAAUAAAGGUAUAAGUACGAGUAUAAAAAUGUUAAUUAGAAUCAAUGUACAGGAUUAUUCACAGUAUUCAGUUCAAUUUUACCAGUAUCCGGUUGAUUGUCUUCUUAGCUAAGAAUAUUUACAGUGAAAUAGAACAUAUUUUACAUUAUGAUAACAAUAUUUAUAAUGAAAUAUAAUAUGUUUUAUUAUAAUAAUAAUCUUUACAUAGUUUAUAUAAUAAUAACUGUCUUUGUGAAAUUACAUACAUUACAAUAUAAUAACAACCUUUGUAGUGAAAUCGUAUAUAUUUUGCUUUACAGAAAAUGUUACAUUGUAAUUACUUUUGAGAUGAAGAAACCGUGGUUGUUGAUUAGUUUGCUGAUUGUCAUAAUUGUUGUUCAUCAUUUAAUGUACAGAAGAUAUUGUCCAAACAACAAAUGGUUUGCCAAUCCACAGCUAGAAAAUAACAUCACAGUAGUAACAGCCUACUUCAAUAUUGGUGAAUUUCAGAAAGGGUUGUCGGGCAAAUAUACUCCCGACCUUUACGUAAAAUGGAUGACAACGUUCCAGUACCUUAUAAACCCGCUUGUUGUUUACGUAGAUGAACAGAAAAUGGCAGAUAUUUUUAAAGAUCUAAGAAAAGGUUUAAAAAGUGUAACAAAAAUUAUCGUUCUGGAUAGAAAAUAUAUGUGGUCAUUUGGACUUAAACACAGAAUAGGUCAAAUAUUUUCCUCCAAAUCUUAUCCUAGGUUUUAUCCAAACACGGUUGUUCCAGAAUACGCAUGCGCUAACCACGCUAAAUAUGAAUGUCUGGAGAAAGCCAUCCAAGAAGACUAUUUCUCAACUGCUUAUUUUUCAUGGCUGGAUAUUGGCUACUUUCGUGACAUAGUUUCUUGUACCAAGGAUUUUACAUUAGUAUUGCCAGAUUGCUUUGAUCAAGAAAAGAUCUCAUUCACACAAAUCUAUGAAUUUACACCACAAAUAAAUAUGUCCGAUAUUUUUCUGAAAAAUCGUGUGUGGGUCGGAGGUGGGAUGAACUUGGCCAAAAAAGAAGUCAGUAAAGAAUUUGUACGUCUUUAUAGAAAUUCUGUAGAUACACUAAUGCAAAAAUCAUUAAUGAGUACUGACCAGCAAGUCAUUUAUUCUAUUUAUUCCAAUAAAGGACGAGCGAUAUUUAACCCGACUGUCGAAGUACAACCUUACAGAUCGAACGAUUGGUUUUACUUGGGAUUCUUAUGCCAUCGUUCUUACAAUAAAUCUUCAUUUAGAGAGGACUAGGGCGUUGAACUCCUAUUUCGUUAAAUCGUUUAUUUGAGGGGAGGGGUGUUAUAAUUUUAGCACAUGUAGACCACUCUUUAGACUGCUUCAUAUUACAGCGUUAUAGAUUGAACGUUUUUUAAAUCGAAUGUCGAAGUGGAACUUUUGAGACAGAGCGAUUAUAACUUAUUGUGCCAUACACAGCCAAAAUGGUUUUUACUUUAAAACAAUGAACUUACCUUAGUGAAUGUUCAAUCUGAAAUGACAAUUUCUAAAGUGAAUAUGAAACAGCUCUAGUAAACGUACACUGCCAACAGAGCCGUGUAUUCGCCUAUAAACAGUCAUAAUGCUGGUGAUAUUCUUUACAUCUAUCUAUACUAAUAUUUGUGACCGUCGUUUGGUUUGUCUAUUCAGGGUUGGCGGCUACACAAGGGGAGUCCCGAGGCUGAAAUUUGGUGUAAUGGGGUAGCUCGGACCGUGGAGUAACAUUGGUCUACCGCUUGGCUUACCGCUUGGUGACAUUGGCCUACCGCUUCCGGUUUCAGAGUUACUGGCACAACCCGGGUCAUUCACUAGUCAGAACAUUGAGUUUAUUUGUUCAAAUUGCCUUUAUAUUUACUCAGAACGUGAUGUUUCGGUUUAAUAAAAAUCUGUAGUAGUA
Messenger RNA from Patella vulgata (common limpet), 6526 nucleotides. RefSeq lists its product as uncharacterized. The record is from RefSeq and is a predicted model, not a curated record. Lineage: Eukaryota; Metazoa; Mollusca; Gastropoda; Patellidae. The transcript is spliced from 8 exons. The coding region runs from base 4777 to 5886 and encodes 369 amino acids.